UGUGCCCUGGGGGAGGGCAGGGAUGGGGACAGGGCUGCAGGACAGGGGGACACUGGCCCAGCCUGGGCUAGGAGCUGCCUCCCAGCUGAGCCUUUCUCUCCUGCCAGCACAGAGGAGGGGACACUUUAGGGACACCAUCCCUGCACCUGACCGAGCCUCUCUCCCUUCCCUCCCACAGCCAGGCCACCUCGCCUCCUGCUGCCCUCGCCCAGCUGCCCACACUGGCCCCAGCAGCCCGGGCUGGCCACCAACCACCCCCCUGACCCUGCCUCCCGCAGCCCCCAGCCCCCCRGCCCUGCCCCACGGCACCGCCUGCCCCUCGCCCAUCAGCCCGGCCCUGGCCAGCACCGUGACCACCCGGCCGGACCCGCGGGCAUCCAGCCCCGUCCCGAGGGGCAGCAGGAGCUCCUGGGGCCGYUUCCUCAGGAGGGGCUGCUGGAGUUCACCCACCCUGGCCAGGCUGUCGCCCCACGGGAAGGUCCAGCCGCUGGGCGGGAGGGAGCGGCGGCUGCGGCCGGACACCAGCGUGGUCAGCAGCUUCUUCCAAGUCAAAUCGGCCRUGCCUGCAGAGAGCCCAGCCUGCCCCGAGGAGGGAGAGGAUGGUCAGCACCGAGCUCGGGAGGAUUCUGCCAAGGAGCUGAUCUGCCCCUGGGAUGCUCCCACCGAGGAGGGGACAGCGAGGUGACCCCGACACGGAUGAUUCUCCCAGGCCUGGGAGCGCAGAGCUUGCCUGGAUGGCUCAG
Molecule: messenger RNA, 743 nt
Organism: Malurus melanocephalus (red-backed fairy wren)
Lineage: Eukaryota; Metazoa; Chordata; Aves; Passeriformes; Maluridae
Product: regulator of G-protein signaling 9-like
Exons: 2
Coding region: 23-685 (220 amino acids)
Source: RefSeq, a predicted model, not a curated record